GUGACUCGCCAUGGCCGCGGCCGUCGCCCCGUGCCCCUGAGCCGUGGCCCCCCAGACGGCUCCUCUCCCGAGACCCCGCACCCCUGACGCUGAGCAGCACCAAGGCGCUGGGUCAGAGCAGGCGCUGCGCCUGCAGGCGCCCCAGACGGAUUGUGCCCCCCCACACUGCAAGCAUCACAGGACAUGGCCCCCCCAGCCACCUUGCCGGGGCCCGUCUAGCAGAGGCAGCUUUUUUGGCACCCUGAAGGCCAGCUCUGGACCCUCCCAGGAAAGUGCCAGCCCACAGCACUGCUUGACCAAAGGACCAACUAACUCCUGGGACAUCUUCCAACUCACCUGGCCCCCUGGCUGGGGUAGGGGCACCAAGAGGCCGAGAUUAGCCUGCUGGCCUUGGGCAGCAGUGCCAGGACAGAAAGAGGGGGUGGGCUGACCACCCAGGCCCCCUCUGGGCCCAGGCCCCAUGCCCCGAGGAGGAGUGGCCUGAAGCCCGCCAGAGCCCCUGCCAGACUGUCUGCCUGCCCUUUUGACUGUGGCUGCUUGGCAUGGCCAGCAACAGCAGCUCCUGCCCGACACCUGGGGGCGGGCACCUCAAUGGGUACCCAGUGCCCCCCUACGCCUUCUUCUUCCCCUCUAUGCUGGGUGGACUCUCUCCGCCAGGCACCCUGACCACUCUCCAGCACCAGCUUCCAGUAAGCAGCUAUAGCACACCAUCGCCAGCCACCAUUGAGACCCAGAGCAGCAGUUCCGAAGAGAUAGUGCCCAGCCCUCCUUCACCGCCCCCUCUUCCUCGCAUCUACAAGCCUUGCUUUGUCUGCCAAGACAAGUCUUCAGGCUACCACUAUGGAGUCAGCGCCUGUGAGGGCUGCAAGGGCUUCUUCCGCCGCAGCAUCCAGAAGAACAUGGUGUACACGUGUCACCGGGACAAGAACUGCAUCAUCAACAAGGUGACCCGGAAUCGCUGCCAGUAUUGCCGGCUGCAGAAGUGCUUCGAAGUGGGCAUGUCCAAGGAGUCUGUGAGGAACGACAGAAACAAGAAGAAAAAGGAGGCACCCAAGGCCGAGUGCUCGGAGAGCUAUACGCUGACGCCGGAGGUGGGGGAGCUCAUCGAGAAGGUGCGCAAAGCGCACCAGGAAACCUUCCCUGCACUCUGCCAGUUGGGCAAAUACACUACGAACAACAGCUCAGAACAACGUGUCUCUCUGGACAUCGACCUCUGGGACAAGUUCAGUGAACUCUCCACCAAGUGCAUCAUUAAGACUGUGGAGUUUGCCAAGCAACUGCCGGGCUUCACCACCCUCACCAUUGCCGACCAGAUCACCCUCCUGAAGGGUGCCUGCCUGGACAUCCUGAUCCUGCGGAUCUGCACGCGGUACACACCCGAGCAGGACACCAUGACUUUCUCGGAUGGGCUGACCCUGAACCGGACCCAGAUGCACAACGCUGGCUUCGGCCCCCUCACCGACCUGGUCUUCGCCUUUGCCAACCAGCUACUGCCCCUGGAGAUGGAUGAUGCUGAGACUGGGCUGCUCAGCGCCAUUUGUCUCAUCUGUGGAGAUCGGCAGGACCUGGAGCAGCCAGACAGGGUGGACAUGCUGCAGGAACCACUGCUGGAGGCACUGAAGGUCUAUGUGCGGAAACGGAGGCCCAGCCGCCCCCACAUGUUCCCCAAGAUGCUGAUGAAGAUCACAGACCUGAGAAGCAUCAGUGCUAAGGGGGCUGAGCGGGUGAUCACGCUGAAGAUGGAGAUCCCGGGUUCCAUGCCACCUCUUAUCCAGGAAAUGCUGGAGAACUCAGAGGGCCUGGACACUCUGGGCGGACAGCAGGGGGGCAGGGGACGGGACGGGGGUGGCCUGGCCCCCCCGCCAGGCAGCUGUAGCCCCAGCCUCAGCCCCAGCUCAAACAGAAGCAGCCCGGCCACCCACUCCCCGUGACCACCCAUGCCCCAGUGCCCCGGCUUUUCUCUGCCUUUCUACCAACCACGUGACCCCCCUCUGCUGGUCAGCCCUGCUCCCACUGUCCUCCCUGACAGAACUGGGGACCUUCCCCUGGGGGGGACUGGAGGGAGGAGGGUGUGACUCUUCAGACAGCAGCCCAGGCCCAAGAUGGACUGAGGGCUCCUGCUGCCUGGGCUGACGUCGGGUGGGGGCAGGGCAGUGAACUGAGUGAGCAGCCCCAGUCCUGGGCCUCGGGAUGGGGCGCCGGGGGCCUUGUGUUCAAGACACCCCACCGCUCACCUCGCCACAUCUUCAUCACCAGCAAAAGCCAGGACCUGGCUCCCCCAUCCUCAGAACUCACAAGCCAUCGCUCCCUAAUUGGGGACCUUCUCCCCCCUGCCUUGGUUGGUGACAGAGGGGGUGGGCCAGGGGUGGGGAGCUACCCCCUGUACAUACCCUGCCAUACCAACCCCCAGGUAUUAAUUUCUCGCUGGUUUUGUUUUUAUUUUAAUUUUUUUUGUUUUGAUUUUUUUUUAAUAAGAAUUUUCAUUUUAAGCAC
Molecule: messenger RNA, 2493 nt
Organism: Orycteropus afer afer
Lineage: Eukaryota; Metazoa; Chordata; Mammalia; Tubulidentata; Orycteropodidae
Gene: RARA
Product: retinoic acid receptor alpha
Biological process (GO): regulation of transcription by RNA polymerase II; retinoic acid receptor signaling pathway; cellular response to corticotropin-releasing hormone stimulus
Cellular component (GO): transcription regulator complex; nucleus
Molecular function (GO): zinc ion binding; nuclear receptor activity; nuclear glucocorticoid receptor binding
Source: RefSeq, a predicted model, not a curated record